UUUGAGAUCGUCUCUGACCUCCACACUACCCUAGGGUUUUAGAUUCUCUCCCUCCCUACCUCCGAUCUCCAUAACCCCAUCCGACAAUGAAGACCAUCUUGUCCUCCGAGACCAUGGACAUCCCCGACGAUGUCAAGAUCAAAGUCAAGGCCAAGAUGAUCGAGGUUGAGGGUCCACGAGGCAAGCUCAGCCGCAAUUUCAAGCAUCUCAACCUUGAUUUCCAGCUCAUCAAGGAUGAGUCUGGGAAGCGGAAGCUCAAGAUCGACGCCUGGUUCGGCUCUCGUAAGACCACCGCGGCGAUCCGCACCGCUCUCAGCCAUGUUGAGAAUCUCAUCACCGGUGUCACAAAGGGGUACAGAUACAAGAUGCGGUUCGUAUAUGCUCACUUUCCCAUCAACGCCUCCAUCACCAAUGGAAACAAGGGUAUUGAGAUCCGGAACUUUCUUGGCGAGAAGAAGGUAAGGAAGGUCGAUAUGCUUGAUGGGGUUUCCAUUCUCCGGUCUGAGAAGGUUAAGGAUGAACUGGUAUUGGAUGGAAAUGACAUUGAACUUGUUUCACGAUCUGCUGCCCUCAUCAAUCAGAAAUGCCAUGUCAAGAACAAAGAUAUCCGGAAAUUCCUUGAUGGUAUCUAUGUCAGUGAGAAGGGGACAAUUGCCGGAGAGGAAUGAUUUAUCAAAUCAUAGGAUUAUUGUUGGUAGCUUGCGGGAUUAGUUGUUUUUUUUUGGGUCACUUUUGCUAGUCGUCACAUCUUUAUCCUCAAGUUUUUUUGUGAACACCUUCUAUAAGUUUGUUUGACAAUUUUGUGUUAUGAAAGUUGCCUCCCUAAAUGAUCUGGUUGUUUACUACCAGACACAAUGUUUUCCUACUA
This is a messenger RNA of Vitis riparia (riverbank grape), 868 nucleotides long. Its product is annotated as 60S ribosomal protein L9-like. Bases 87 to 668 code for a protein of 193 amino acids. The transcript has 3 exons. The record is from RefSeq and is a predicted model, not a curated record. Gene Ontology annotation, cellular component: cytosolic large ribosomal subunit; ribosome. Lineage: Eukaryota; Viridiplantae; Streptophyta; Magnoliopsida; Vitales; Vitaceae. Gene Ontology annotation, biological process: cytoplasmic translation. Gene Ontology annotation, molecular function: rRNA binding; structural constituent of ribosome.